GUAGAUGCCGUUUCACCCCUUUCCUGUCAAUUCUUUGAAUUUCUCACACACACACACACACAUGCUCAUAUAUGCGCUCAUAGGCUAUAUUUUUCUCACAACGCAAGCUGAAGCGCACAUAACACGCUUUAUGUGAAAUAAUUAUAUACCAUUAUGGUAGGGUACUGUCCAAUCUGUGGGAAGCCUGUCUACUUUGGUGAGAAGAAGAGAUCCUUAGGGAGGGACUACCACCCUCUUUGCCUCAAGUGUCAAAAGUGCAACAGACAGCUUACAUCUGGACAACAUGCUGAGUAUGACGAGAAGCCAUAUUGUUCCCACUGCUACCUGAAGAUGUUUGGUCCAAGAGGUAACAGGUGACGGAUUUUGCCAUGGCACAGUGCAGCUUGCUCAGAGACACCAGAAUGAACCAACACGGGCAAAUGCUGACAUAAGCUAAAGACAUGACAAGACAGGUCUGGAUUAUUGGCCCAAAAUCAAGACUAAAUAGAUGGAUAACUAUGAAUGACUGACAGAUAUCUAACCGCCUGUCCGCUUUAGUUAUCUAUCGUUUACACCUCCACAAAAUGAAGUAUUUAUAAAUGUGUGAUGACCACUUGAUUCCAUGUGUAGGUGAUUGUUCACUUUUCUAAUGCUAAUUAAUAUUGAUUGUAAAUUGUAGGUCUGUAUAAAUAAAUGCAUUUUCUAACAUGA
This is a messenger RNA of Pungitius pungitius (ninespine stickleback), 690 nucleotides long. RefSeq lists its product as uncharacterized. The record is from RefSeq and is a predicted model, not a curated record. Gene Ontology annotation, biological process: regulation of gene expression; intrinsic apoptotic signaling pathway in response to DNA damage. The transcript is spliced from 4 exons. The coding region runs from base 154 to 357 and encodes 67 amino acids. Lineage: Eukaryota; Metazoa; Chordata; Actinopteri; Perciformes; Gasterosteidae. Gene Ontology annotation, molecular function: zinc ion binding.